This is a messenger RNA of Penicillium griseofulvum, 948 nucleotides long. Its product is annotated as arylformamidase. The record is from RefSeq and is a predicted model, not a curated record. Lineage: Eukaryota; Fungi; Ascomycota; Eurotiomycetes; Eurotiales; Aspergillaceae. Gene Ontology annotation, molecular function: arylformamidase activity. The coding region runs from base 1 to 948 and encodes 315 amino acids. The transcript is spliced from 2 exons.
AUGGCCGAGUCCAUAAUCUACAAAGCAUCGCCGUCACAACUCUACCUCCUCGCAAAGAUGGCUACUGGUUUCAUCCACGGUGGUGCCUGGCGGGAUCCAGUGGUUACGUCGGAAUCAUUCAGUGCCACGGAAUCCAUACUUCGCAACAAAGGCCUACCUAUCUCCGGAUUCGCAUCGAUCUCAUACCGUCUCAGCGCACACCCAAAUCACCCACAAGACCCAAAUACCGCCCCCAAGGACCUCCAAGAUGCGAAACACCCCGAUCACAUCCGCGAUGUCGAGGCCGCGCUCGCGUUCAUCCAGAAUACAUACGGGUUCGGUACGCGAUACAUCCUAGUUGGCCACAGUUGCGGCGCAACGCUGGCCUUCCAAGCUGUGAUGGGCGCAGUGUCAGGUCACCGUGAACAGGCAUUCGUUGGAUCCGCUGAUAAACCCGACACUCAUGUCGGGUUUGUAUCAGCCUCUCCUGGUCCCUUGCCACCUGCAUUGACGGCGCAGCCCACUGCCAUUGUCGGCGUGGCGGGUAUCUACGACCUGCGACGGCUGCGGGAUACACAUUCUGAUAUCUCGGCUUACCAGGAGUUUAUUGAGGGGGCGUUCGGGGCGGAUGAGAUGCUCUGGGAUGGUGUAUCGCCUGCUCAGAUGGCUGGUUCUCGUGGAGUGGAAUGUGGAUGGAAGUCUGGGAGGUUGGCUGUCCUGGCGUAUUCCCAGGACGAUGAGUUGGUAGACGCUUCUCAGACUGAGGUCAUGAAGGAGGCGUUGGGAAACUGGGAGAAGACAGAGGCACAGAUACCCAAGCAAGAUCUGUCGCACGGUGAUCGGCGGGUCCGUGUCUUGUCGAUCAGCGGUGCUCAUGACGAGGCAUGGGAGAAUGGCGAGCAACUGGCUCGCGCGGUAACGUAUGCAUUUGAGCAAUUGCAGGAAAUGGGGCUGGCCCCCUCGUUCUGA